AUUUAUCUCAGACUAAAGCCUCCACAGAUCAAGGAUGUUGAUUCUUCUGGCUUUCAUUAUUGUGUUCCAUAUAACCUCAGCAGCACUGCUGUUCAUCUCAACUAUUGACAAUGCCUGGUGGGUAGGAGAUAAUUUCUUUACAGAUGUCUGGAGGAUGUGUUCCAGGAAUACUAGCACCUGUAUGGCUAUUACCGAUCAGUUCGGAGAAUAUCAAUCGAUUCAGGCAGUUCAGGCCGCCAUGAUCCUAUCUACUAUUUUCUGUUGUGUGGCAUUUCUGGUUUUCAUUCUCCAACUCUUCCGUCUGAAGCAAGGAGAAAGAUUUGUGUUAACCUCUAUUAUCCAGCUCCUGUCAUGUCUGUGUGUGAUGAUUGCAGCUUCCAUUUACACAGACAGGCACGAAGAGCUACACAAGAGCAGUGAAUACAGGAUUGAUGUUACUGAAGGCCAGUACGGCUACUCCUUCGUCUUAGCCUGGAUUGCGUUUGCCUUUACUCUCAUCAGCGGCGUUAUGUACCUAGUAUUAAGGAAACGUAAAUAAAUGUCGGCAGCUAGUUAUUUCUGUCACUACAGUACAAAACCAAAUUCCAGUAACCAUUUUGUAUAUAAUCAUUUACAUGGUUUUGUAGUAAAGGUAUUGUUUCUCUAAAAA
Messenger RNA from Eurypyga helias (sunbittern), 649 nucleotides. It is a transcript of the gene EMP2, whose product is annotated as epithelial membrane protein 2. The coding region runs from base 35 to 538 and encodes 167 amino acids. Gene Ontology annotation, cellular component: plasma membrane. The record is from RefSeq and is a predicted model, not a curated record. Lineage: Eukaryota; Metazoa; Chordata; Aves; Eurypygiformes; Eurypygidae. The transcript has 4 exons.